AUGGCCUCCAGUAGUAGCCGCACUAGUGUCUUUGAUGCUAUUUUAGAGAUAGGGCUCCAGUUCGAUGAUGAAUUCGGGAUGGACUUGCGUCGUCAAUUUUGGAAGCUGAAGGAGGACGUACGCGUAUUGCUACCCUUUGAUCUGUAUGUUACAAACUGCAGGAGGAAGCAGGAAAUGUGUUGGGAACGCGAUCUGGAGGAGAAGGGCAAUACUAAGUCCGACAGUUUGAGACUCAGUACUAUUUUGUCGAAGAUUCAAGAUCUGGAGGAAAUGUCUGCUGUUUUUACAUAUAUUCAGUCCGGUGCACCAAAUCUUAAUGACAUCACAACUGAGCUCACCAGAUUUAAGGAAAAUAUCAGGUUGUUUUUUGAGACAGAAAUCCGACCAUCGUGCAUCAUCAGUUUGUUGCACCACUACUCACUGGGAGAUCCACGACUGGAUACAAAUUUGACUGACUCCAUUUUAAAUAAUCUGGAGUUGCUUACCUGCUUGAAUUACGGAUUUGACAAUGCUCUGCCUAUUGUAAUGAGAACCCUUCAAGCGAAGCUAUUGUUCUUGCAGAGUUUAAUUUGCUUUGCCACAGUGCAAGGUGUUGAGGGUAAGGGAUUGAUCGAUCUGUUGAUCCACGCUGAAGUUGUCGCUGUCAAAGCUGCACGCCUGAUUUCUAUAUGUUGGUUUGAUAGAAAAGACAAACAAAUGCCCAAGGAAAUGGAAUUUCAAAUUUCUCGACUGAUACGCAAGGAGAUUGAUCCCGUUGAUCCCCAAGUGCAAGAAACUUAUAUCCAUGUCCUGACAGCUUCAAAGUUACCAAGAUCGUCACACACUUUAGUGCUGGAGAAUAACAAACAUCUAUUGGCCAACUUUAUUGGCCAUCUCCUGUAUAAUGUUAUGGAGCUACUAGAACAUUUUCCCAGUUUCUCGGUACCCGUGAAGGAUCGAAUGCUAAUACUCCACGAGGGAGUAAGGUUCCUGAGUGUCCUCUUCCGGCAACAGCAAGAGAAAUUCGACGGGCUACACGAUCAAAUGAAGAAUCUUAUUGGAUUUGUGGCCUGUGAUGCAGGAAUUGUGAUUUUAUCCCUUUCAGCAACUGAAAUGAUGAAAGAAGGUUUGGCCAAGGAAACAGAUCUGGCGCUUUAUCAUUUGGUCAAAGUGCUCAAGUUUAUUACGACAGAAUUUGCACAAAUUUAUCCGUCAUCAUCACAAAGCUUUCCUUGGACCAAUGAGUUGGGCUACUUUGAUUUCCUCCUAGAAAGUCUCCAGGAACUAUCGAAUUCUGAAGCUGAUUCAAUUCAUUUCCCAAAGGAUCAUAUCCACAAAGUGCAAGAGGAUCUUAUAUUCUUAAGAUCUUGCCUCAAGAAUAUUGUCGGGCAGCGCAACCAGAACCAAAAACUCCAAGCUCUUUGGGAUCGUGGUAUGGAGGUGGCCUAUAAGGCAAAGUUACUCGUCAACUCUAUUGUAUCUCGGAAUAAACCUGAAUGUUUGGAUACCCUAGCUGGAGAUAUAGAGCUGAUUAGGAUUGAGGCCCAUGGAAUCUUUGCCAGCCACAGCAAUGGCACUGAUGCUCAGAGAGUUACCAACAAUUCAGCUCAUACGUCAUCAAAACUCAGUGGCCCAGCAUUGAAUGAAGCUACGGUGGGGCUUCAUGAAGCGGUGAAGACAAUCACCUGUAGACUUACCGGAGGUUUAAAGCAGCUGGAUAUUAUUUCAAUUGUUGGGAUGGCAGGACUUGGUAAGACAACAUUAGCAAACACAGUUUACGACCAUAUGCAAAAUUCAGUUUCUCGCCACUUUCAUAUUCAUGCUUGGUGUACUGUUUCUCAAGCAUACAGCAAGCACAAUUUGUUAGCCCAGAUUUUGUGCAGUAUUCAUCGUGGUAGUCCUGGCGAAUAUCUUAACAAAGAUGAAGAUGAAUUGGCUGAAGAGCUAAGGAAGGUUUUGUUGAGAAAUAGGUAUCUCAUAGUUUUGGAUGACUUAUGGGACAUUGAGGCAUGGAAUUUGUUGGAGAGAUCAUUUCCAAAUGAUGCAAACGGAAGCAGGAUUCUCUUAACCAGUAGAAUUCACAGUUUGCCAUUGCAAUUAAAACAUGCUAGUGAACCUUACCAUCUUCGCCAACUUACUGACAAAGACAGUUGGGCAUUGCUGCAAAAUAAGCUAUUUGGCAAAGAAAGUUGUCCUCCAACACUGAAUGAAGUUGGAUUCCAAAUUGCAAAAAAUUGUAAGGGACUACCUCUUACAAUUGUCCUUGUUGCUGGAAUUCUUGCAACUACCGAGCAAGAUUGCUGGAAAGAAGUUGCACAAACUCUAUGUUCUAGCACCAUUGUUGAGACUGAACAAUGCAAGAGGACACUGGAGUUGAGUUACAGUAAUUUACCAGGUCAUCUGAGACCAUGCCUUCUUUACUUUGGAGCAUUCCCGGAAGAUGCAGACGUCCCUGUCCGAAAAUUGAUCUGGCUUUGGAGCUCUGAAGGAUUUCUGCAAAAGACUGAAGGAAAAAUCUUAGAGGAUAUGGUCGAUGAGUACUUGACCGAUCUGGUCCAAAGAAGUUUAGUUAUGGUCACCCGACAAAGAUCUAUAGGUGGUGCCAAAGCUUGCCGAAUUCAUGAUUUGAUACAUGAGUUUUGUGUGGAAAAAGCCAAAGAAGAAAGUUUUCUACAGAUUUCUCAUGGGGAAAAUGAUCUUUUUACUCUGACUGGACUGCACAACCUUCACCGACUAUGUAUUUACAAUUCCAAGCCAGAGAAGCUUAAGAAGUUAAAGGUAUUCUUUCCCACUUUACGUUCUUUGCACUUCUCUGCUAAGUGGAAAGUGGUGCCUUAUUUUCCAACUGGGGUUCUGUUAUUUAAACUUCUUAGAGUGUUGGAUUUGGGACGGUUUGAUUUUACCUAUGAAUUUCCGAUGGAAGUGGUAUUGCUUGUUCACUUGAGAUACUUGGCGAUUCGGAGCGUUAAAUCCGUGCCAUCUGACAUAGCUAACCUCUCAAGUUUAGAAACUUUCUUCUUGAUACAAAGCUGGGAUGAUGUUGUGCUACCGAACACUAUCUGGAACAUUCAGACAUUGAGGCAUCUAUUCAUUAAAAGUUCCCGGUGUGGUUUUCGUUUUCCUGCUGACAGUCUUGCGGGCUCCCCGGAUUUAAAACAUUUGGAGACUUUAAGCCUUGCAAUUGAUUCCUCUUCUCAAAGCUUGCAGAAGAUAUUGACAAAGUUACCAAGCAUCCGCAGGCUAAAAUGCGUGUCUUACAUUGAGAAUUAUAGUUCUUCCAGAAACUGGAUUCUCGUGCUGGAUGGUCUGAGUCGACUAGAGUCACUUAAAGUGAGAAAUCUUGCUCCGUUGGAAAUUAAAUUCCCACUUUAUUUGAAAAAGUUGACUCUCUCAUGUACUCGUAUGCCAUGGACUGAAAUUUCAACGAUUGGAGAGCUGUCCAGUCUUGAAGUGCUUAAAUUACGGCAUGAAGCCUUUGUAGGGGAAAAAUGGGAAAUGAAAGCAGGGGAGUUCCUUAACCUCCGAUUCUUGGAAUUGACAAAAUUGGACCUCCGAAGUUGGACUGCCACUUCUGACAAUUUUUCCCGUCUUGAGAAGUUAGUUGUCCAAGACUGCUAUGUACUGGAAGAGGUCCCUUUUUGUUUAGGGGAAUGUUCAAAUCUUGAAAUGAUAGAGCUCGCAUGGUGCUGUAAGUCUGCUGUGACUUCUGUAAAGCAAAUUCAACAAGAACAGAUGGAUGCAGGAAAUGAUGAUCUAAGGGUCAUUCUUGAAGAUAAUUGGGACUUUCCGAUUCUUCAGAAGCGUGGUUGA
Messenger RNA from Coffea eugenioides, 3789 nucleotides. RefSeq names its product putative late blight resistance protein homolog R1A-3. The transcript has a single exon. Gene Ontology annotation, biological process: defense response to other organism. Gene Ontology annotation, molecular function: ADP binding. The coding region runs from base 1 to 3789 and encodes 1262 amino acids. The record is from RefSeq and is a predicted model, not a curated record. NCBI's taxonomy places the organism in Eukaryota, Viridiplantae, Streptophyta, Magnoliopsida, Gentianales, Rubiaceae.